AUGAAAAUUUCAUACUCCGUUCUCGUUGGCAUUAUGGCGAUAUUUGUAUUUGCAGCAGUCGCAUUAACACUGGCCCUCUAUGCAUUUUUGAAAAUUCAAGGAGCUCAUGAAUGUAUUUAUUACUGUCCUGAGACAGAUAACAUAAUAUGUGCCUUUCACACUGAAGUGAACAUGAAUAAUAAUGAAGGAGGAAUGAACUUUACAAGUUUAUGUCACCGUGAUAUGUACAACUGUCAAAAUCCUAAGCACAGUUAUAAAUUUGAUGUAAAAGGCCCAUGCAAUAACAGCGUUGAGGAUUAA
Messenger RNA from Chironomus riparius, 300 nucleotides. NCBI's taxonomy places the organism in Eukaryota, Metazoa, Arthropoda, Insecta, Diptera, Chironomidae. The record is from the annotation of a GenBank genome assembly.